Messenger RNA from Psilocybe cubensis, 1647 nucleotides. RefSeq lists its product as uncharacterized. The transcript has 13 exons. Bases 1 to 1647 code for a protein of 548 amino acids. Gene Ontology annotation, biological process: transmembrane transport; nucleobase transport. Gene Ontology annotation, cellular component: plasma membrane. The record is from RefSeq and is a predicted model, not a curated record. Gene Ontology annotation, molecular function: nucleobase transmembrane transporter activity. Lineage: Eukaryota; Fungi; Basidiomycota; Agaricomycetes; Agaricales; Agrocybaceae.
AUGGGAAUUCUCGAGAAGCUUGAGGUGCCUCAUGCACCUGGGUUGACGUACUCUCAGAUGUUUUUGAGUAACAAUGAUUUGGUUCCGGUACCUCCAGAGGAGAGGAAAUGGAAAGCCAGAAAUUUUGUAUCUUUCUGGAUCGCUGAUUCGUUUAAUGUUAAUACUUGGAUGAUUGUUUCAUCGAUGGUUCAGUUAAAGCUGUCCUGGUGGCAAGCCUGGCUAUGCGUAUGGCUCGGCUACGGCAUCGUUGCGCCUUUCAUUGUGUUAAACGCCCGGCCUGGUGCAAUCUUCCAUGUCACGUUCCCUGUCGUUGCCCGCACGAGCUUUGGAUUAUAUGGGAGUUUGUGGUGUACAUUCAACCGCGGUGUCAUGGCCUGUAUCUGGUACGGUGUCCAGGCGAGUAUCGGUGGAGACUGCGUCAAAGUGAUGCUCCGGGCAAUGUGGCCUAGUGUGAACGAUAUUCCCAACCACCUGCCUGCAUCUUCUGGAACGACGACACGCGACUUUAUGUGUUUUUUCCUGUUCUGGUUGAUUUCAUUGCCUGCUAUUUGGUUCCCAAUUCAUCAAAUCCGCCACUUGUUCACUCUCAAAUCGAUUGUUACACCGAUUGCAGGCAUCACUUUCUUCAUUUGGUGUAUCGUGAAGGCGAAGGGCGUCGGUCCUAUUAUCUCUCGUCCUUCUGAAAUCCAUGGCUCGGAGCUGGGAUGGGCGAUGGUCGUCAGUCUCAUGUCGUGCAUCAGCAACAUGGCUACUCUUGUCACCAAUGCUCCCGAUUUUGCGUCUCGUGCCACUACUCCAUCGGCAGCGCUCUGGCCUCAGUUCUUUUCUGUGCCAAUCUCGUUCUCGGUGGUCAGUUUCCUCGGAAUUAUCGUCAGUUCCUCCUCCGAGAACAUUUAUGGUGAAGCCAUUUGGUCGCCCAUUGACCUUCUUGGGAAAUUUUUGGAUGAUGGUCCGUCCAGCGCAACACGCUUUGGUGUCUGGUUCAUCUCUUUUGCAUUCAUUAUUGCGCAGUUGGGAACCAAUAUCUCUGCUAAUUCGAUCAGUGCUGGAUGUGAUUUGACAUCUCUCUUGCCCCGUUUCAUUAAUAUCCGCCGUGGUGGAUACAUCGCUGCUAUUGUUGGACUUUGCAUGCUUCCAUGGAAUCUUCUAAAGAGCAGCAGCAGCUUUACCUCGUACCUCUCUGCGUACUCUGUCUUCCUGAGCUCUAUUGCUGGUGUCAUGAUCACGGAAUACUACGUGAUCCGCCGUGGCCAUUACAAUGUCGCGGACCUCUACGACGCGCAUAAGGGUGGAUGGUAUAAAUAUACCUAUGGAAUUAACUUCCGUGCUUAUGCAGCAUAUAUCGCUGGCAUUCUCAUCAACGUCGUUGGCUUCGCCGGUGCUACCGGCAGAACCGUACCUUUGGCAGCUACACGGAUCUACCAGAUGUCCUUCUUCACAGGCUUUGGCGUGUCAGCGCUGAUUUAUAUCAUCCUCAACAAAAUUUUCCCUGUGCCAGGGGUGUACACGAAAUUCGAAGAAAUUGACGUUUCCGGCAUGGUAUACGACGAACACAGUCCGGAACAUGACUCUAGACAAAAUGAUUCCGAACACGACACUGCAAGUGCGAGCGAAAUCGACUCGAAAGAUAGUAAAAGCAAGAUUUGA